Molecule: messenger RNA, 2953 nt
Organism: Salarias fasciatus (jewelled blenny)
Lineage: Eukaryota; Metazoa; Chordata; Actinopteri; Blenniiformes; Blenniidae
Product: sodium bicarbonate transporter-like protein 11
Exons: 20
Coding region: 76-2619 (847 amino acids)
Biological process (GO): monoatomic ion homeostasis; monoatomic anion transport; transmembrane transport
Cellular component (GO): plasma membrane; basolateral plasma membrane
Molecular function (GO): solute:inorganic anion antiporter activity
Source: RefSeq, a predicted model, not a curated record
GGGAUAGCGGGGUCGAACAUGAUGAUGAUGGGUUGAUCUCAGGAACGCGUCCCGCCUAGAAAAAACCUGGAAAGCAUGGAAGCCAAAAAGGUCCUCCAUUUUGUGCCAUCUGAGGCUCCAUCCGCUGGGAGGUCCAAGAAUGGCUAUGUUUUCCAAGAGAUGGAGCUGAAGGAUGGGGAGCAGGAGGAUUCGCCCGCUGCAGACAAAGAAAACAUCUACGAAAGCGAUUUCCAGAUCAGUGUUUCAGAUCCUGACGGACCCGGAUUUGGACUUUUAAACACAACACGCAAAUAUGUGAAGCCCAUGAACUUCCAGGAGGAGGUGCGCGCUCACAGAGACGUGGACGGCUUCCUGGCCCAGGCCAGCAUCCUGCUGGACGAGAGAGCCGCCACUCUGGAUGAGGUUCUGAGGCGGAUGCUGGCUAGGAUGGCGGAGGACGGCCACGGGAGCUGCGACGUGGACGAGGUCAUGAACUCACUGUUCACAGACACACAAGGGAAAGACACCGAUGUUCAUCUUCUGUCAGAAACCAUUCAGGGAGUGACGGCUUCUUCCACUGGCAUUCACUACCAGCAGUCCUGGCUUUGCAUCCUCACCAGCGUGAGGACCCUGCAGAGACGCCACGUUUGCAUCGCCCGUCUGGAGAGGCCUCAGAACUGGGGGGUCAACUGCUGCGAGGCUCGCUACGUCAUCCUCAUCCUCGCUCCGCCCAGGACGAAAAGCACCAAGACGGCCAUCGAAGUGGGAAGAACAUUUGCUACGAUCUUCUCCGACAUCUCCUUCAGACAGAAGCUCCUGGAGACGAAGACCCAGGAGGAGUUCAUCCAGGAGCUGAUCCAGCAGCGACAACAUCUCUCAGCGGCCGGCGAGAAGACAGUGGAGGAAGAGGAGGAAGAUUCAGACCCGCGUAAAGGCAAACCGCCCAAGUGGAGUGAUUUCUUCAAAGUGGGUAAAGGUGUUUAUAAUGACCUUCGCCGCCGACUGCCUCUUUACCCUUCAGACUUCACUGACGGUAUAACGGGGAAGGACCGCUGUCUGCUGAAGUACACCACCACUGCAAUUUUUCUCUACAUUGCCAUUCUCUUGCCGGCGAUCGCCUUUGGCUCCCUGAAUGAUGAAAGCACAAGAGGAGAAAUAGACGUCCAGAAAACCAUCGUUGGUCAGAGCAUCGGAGGCGUGAUCUAUGCUUUGUUUGCAGGGUCACCGCUGGUCAUUCCUCUGACCACUGCGCCUCUGGCGCUCUUCAUUAGCGUUAUCAGAGGUAUCUGUGACGACUACGACCUUGACUUCGACGCAUUUUACGCCUGCAUCGGUUUGUGGAACAGUCUUUUCCUCAUCCUGGGAGGCUUAUUCAACGUCAGCCUGCUGAUGAAACUCUUCAAGCGUUCAACAGAGGAAGUCAUUGCAUUGUUCAUCUCCAUAGCGUUUGUGGUGGACGCUAUGAAAAGCAUCGUCAAAAUUUUUGAGAAAUACUACCACGGCCCCAUCCUGGCCACCACAAACAGCACGGUGGUGCUUCAGCAGAUUAAUGAGAUCCUGGAGAGGGAGAACAACCUGACUGGGAGCAAGCUGGAGCAUUACAAUGAGACCGCGUCGCUCUCACAGCAUCCCGAAGGGCACGGGUCCAUCAUCCUGCCGGAGACUCUGGUUUUAUGCUCCAGGGAAAUGCCCAUCCUGUGUCUGCUGCUCAUGCUGGGGACUCUGUGGCUGGGCUACACCCUCUAUCUCAUCAAGAGGAGCCCUUAUCUGAACAGCAAAAUCAGAGAGGUGGUGUCUGACUGCGCUUUGCCGAUCUCCGUGUUGAUAUUCUCCUUCAUUGGCUCCUACCUUUUCCUUGACAUAAAGCUUCCUGUGUUCAGCGUCCACGACGGUCCUGUCUUCAAGUAUCCUUCAUUCGAAAAGCUCUCAGGUUUGACCACGUUGGCCGCGGUCGGGCUGGGUUUCCUCCUUGCGCUGCUCAUCUUCAUCGACCAGAACAUCGUGAUCUCGCUCACUCAUGUUCCUGAGCACAAGUUGCUAAAAGGCACUGCGUUCCACUGGGACUUAAUGCUGACUGGCUUCAUCAACAUCCUCAUGUCCUGCCUGGGGUUGCCAUGGAUGCACGCCGCCUUCCCACAUUCCUCUCUGCACGCCCGUCAACUCGCCACAGUGGAGCAGCACGUAGAGAACGGACACCUCUACACGACAAUCGUCAGCGUGAGGGAAACGCGUCUGACGUCCCUGGCUGCCUACAUCCUGAUCGGCCUGUCCGUCUUCAUGCUGCCCAUCCCGCUGCAGUGGAUCCCCAAGCCCGUCCUCUACGGCCUCUUCCUCUACAUCGCUGCCACGUCGCUGGACGGGAACCAGAUGGUGGACCGCAUGGCCCUGCUGCUGAAGGAACAGACGUCGUAUCCUCCCACCCAUUACAUCCGCCGUGUGCCUCAGAGGAAGAUCCACUACUUCACGGCCCUGCAGAUGAUCCAGCUGAUCAUCCUGUGUGCGAUCGGCAUGUAUCCGCUGCCCUACAUGAAAAUGGUCUUCCCCCUGCUGAUGAUCCUGCUGGUCCCUGUCAGAAUCAACCUGCUCCCGAGACUGAUCGAAGCCAAAUACCUGGACACCAUGGACGCACAGCACAUGUAAAACUCCUGCGUUUGACGAAGAAAGGAUCCGUUUUCACUGGUUGGAAGGGAACACAAUGAAUGAAUCAAAUGCUUGUGAACUUAAAUAUCCAUGUAACCUCUUGCUGCAGACCGGAUGACCAUUUAGAGUUUCCGUCUACCUUCUCACUUCUUUUUGAAAAUUUAUUAUAAAUGUUGCUGUCCAUUAUGUGUAACAUUCCUGCAAUAUCGUUGUAUAUAACAACUUUUCAAUGAAGGUUUUCACAUUCACACGUGUAUAAUUUAAAGCAGAUACAGAGUAAUAUUUAAAUUUCUAUUGAGUUUAAGCGUCAUCUCGAGGAGAAACACAACGUGUA